Messenger RNA from Cynara cardunculus var. scolymus (artichoke), 881 nucleotides. RefSeq names its product pathogenesis-related genes transcriptional activator PTI6-like. Gene Ontology annotation, molecular function: DNA-binding transcription factor activity; DNA binding. Bases 10 to 774 code for a protein of 254 amino acids. The record is from RefSeq and is a predicted model, not a curated record. Gene Ontology annotation, biological process: regulation of DNA-templated transcription. NCBI's taxonomy places the organism in Eukaryota, Viridiplantae, Streptophyta, Magnoliopsida, Asterales, Asteraceae. The transcript has a single exon.
AGAUCGGGUAUGGAGUUCGAUCGUACGAUUUCCAUAGGAUCGGCCGUGAGAUUCUCAGAGCACGUCGUAACAACGAGUAAAUUUGUUCAUGGGGAGACUCCGGCGACGUCGAUUAAGCAGAGGAUCGUCAGGAUCACGCUAACUGAUCCCUAUGCUACCGAUUCUUCCGGCGAUGAAGAAGUACCGGUUGUUAAGAGAGUGAAGAAGCAUGUUUCUGUAAUCGAUUUUAGCACGCCAUCUUCGAGUUUUGCUAAGCAGGAGCAACGAAAAAGAAGUGCUGGAUCUAUGGAGAAGAAGUUCAGAGGUGUUCGUCGGAGGCCGUGGGGCCGGUGGGCGGCGGAGAUCCGUGAUCCUCAUCGGAGGAAACGAGUUUGGCUAGGGACGUAUGACACACCUGAGGAAGCUGCGACGGUGUACGACGAGGCUGCCCUGAAAUUGAAAGGCCCUGCCGCCGUUACAAACUUUCCUCGUGUCACCGUCACCAGAACCGUAACCGUCGAGAGCCAAAGUCAAACAGCGACGACCACCAGUAGCAGCUGCAGCGAAGAACCGUUGAACCACACCGCUAUGUCACCGACGUCUGUGCUGUACGGUAACCCCGAGCUAACGGCGUUUGACCACGGACUAGGGUGCUGUGACGUGGACUCCCUGGGAUUUGAUAUCGACAUGCCGUUUAACUUGCCGGAUUUUGUGGCGUCGGAGAAUUACUGCGGCGAGGAGCUGGGCGAGUUUAAUAUCGACGAUUUUCUGGUUGACUUCCGAGAAAAUUAUUAAUUAGAUAAUUUGUAAAUGUAUUAAAACGAGGGCAGUAUGGUAAUUUAAGCUUGAGCUGCAGAGAUGUACGGAUGUGAGUGUAUUUUUGUAUAUGCAAAUUUUGUGUA